ACAUUUAUUUAUAGACAUUUUCAUUUUAGAUGUUUUCGCUUUAGCACUUUUUCAUUUCACCAGUAGUAGUCAUCGAACGAAGUGCGAUUACAGCUAAAGCGAUUUGGAGCUAUAUCAAUGAACUCCUUCCUUUUAAAAAACAUAGUUUUAAUUUGUCUAAUAUGGUGCUUUCGGGGUCAAAUUGCAAGUGUCAGUAGCAAUCAUCCCGGACUAUCUCUGCCGUUUCAUUCUAUUAGUGCAGAACAUGUUUCCAAAGAAUUUUAUUAUGCUAUCGAAAGAUCCGAUAAAAGUAAAGAAAAACUGCAACAAAAACUUCACAAUUUUUUUGAAAAUCUACAAAAAAAUUUUUCUAUGUCAACAGUGCUUAGUGAUUUGAGAAAAAAAGAAACGAGUGCAGAAAAUUAUAUAGUUAGGAUGCAAGAAUUAGUAACCUUUUUUUACGAAGCUUCAGACGUUUUUGGAGAGUUUUCAAAAGAUGUAGAAAAAUUUUAUGACAUAUCAAAAUACUCAAGUCACGCAUUAUUGUUAAAGCUACGUCAAAUCCCAACAGCUCAACCUAAAUAUGUUAAGGUUUUACUAACAAACUACUUUUCGGAAAUGGAGUUCUUUCAUAUGAUGUUUUCUGAGGUUGUUAACGAUGCCUUAGAAUAUACUAUAGGCACAUUAACCGCCAUUCAGAAAAUAUUUUUUUAUUAUGCUGAAACACAAAGCACUAUUCUUCAUAAUUGGAAACUGAAACUUGAUCUGGAAUGCCGUAAACUAUUUGUAGAUUUUUUAAAGCAUCAUUCAGCUAAGCUAUUUGAGUGUGCUGCAGGUAAUAACCUUGAGCUCACAUAUGACAUAUAUGCCGUGACAAAGCUUAACGUCAAAUUUAUUAUGAAACAGCUUGAAUUUCGUAUUCAGCGUCUCUUUAAUUGUUUUAUAUUUGGAAGUUAUGCAAUACAAUGUACAUUUCUCAAUAAUGCAGAUCGUGACUUUGAAAAUCUUUUUAGCAAACUUGCAGAAUUAGACAUGUAUUUGGAUAUUAAAACAAAAAUGGGCAGGGUUUCGGUAUUGAGACGUCGUCGAGAAAGUGAUGCUGUUCAAUUCACUGAAGAUGUUCCUACUCUUGUAAAUUGCUUAUCAAAUGACUUCCCCCAAAAUGAUAUAUCAAAUAGUCUCAAGGAUUGUUAUUAUGUUAUUUAA
Molecule: messenger RNA, 1185 nt
Organism: Drosophila serrata
Lineage: Eukaryota; Metazoa; Arthropoda; Insecta; Diptera; Drosophilidae
Source: RefSeq, a predicted model, not a curated record